CAACCCGCUCUACCAUCCAUCCUCAGCCUUCUCCAAUCUACAUGCCAAAGCACUCUCCUGUGACAUCGUACACAUGCACUCGCUGCUUGCGAGCAGCUUUCCACCCUCCACGAUCCCGUCUCCAGCGCCGCCACUUCGUUGAUCCCGCAUCACCCCCCGCAUCAGACGAAACUCCCCCCGCCGAAAAUGUCAGAAGCGUGGACAAUGGCACGGCGAAAGAGGAGGAAGGCGGAGGAGCAAUGGCCCGCCGAUUAGCACAACUGAGCGAAGAAAGCCUCGAAACCGGCGGACGAAGCGCCCAAAAAGCCGUCGAGGAAGCCGGGUUCGACGAAGAGCUUCGCCGGAAACUGGAGGAGCGGAUCGCGUCCGCAAACUUCAAGAACGAGUACGCCAGCGCGUUUGCGGAAGCGGGCUUGCCGUCGAGUGCGGGCAGGGGCACGAGGGAUAUCGCGGCGGCGCAGGCGUGGACGGGCACGGAGAGCGUGGAAGAUGCGUCGUUGCGGAUGCUUACGGAUUCGUAUAAGCCGAUAAGGGUGAAGACGAGGAUUCCGUCGCCGGCUGCGCAACCGCCGAAGAGGGUGGAUACGGGAAGACCGGGGCAUAGGUCUACGGGGACGCGGCUGGCGAAUGCGAGGGAUAAGACGUCUAUAUAUGCUACGUUGAAGGACUCUGGGCUAUCUGAGAAGGAGAAGGAGAAGAUGCGACAGGAUAUGAAAGAUCGUUUCUCCCCGCACGCUCGCGCGGUUCCGGCGACUAUCCAGGGACUGGCUUCUCUGGCGAAUGAGCGUAUUGAGGAUGCUAUUGCCAGGGGACAGUUUAAGAAUCUUCCGAAUCGUGGCAAGCAGAUUGAGCGGGACUACAACGCUAGUAGCCCCUUCUUGGAUACGACGGAGUAUUUCAUGAACAAGAUCAUCCAAAAGCAAGAGAUAGUCCCGCCUUGGAUAGAGAAGCAGCAGGAGCUUGUUAGCACUGCUACCAAGUUCCGCGCCCGACUACGAAAUGACUGGAAGCGGCAUGCUGCUAGGAUGAUUGCUAGUAGAGGAGGGAGCCUCCAAGAGCAAGUCCGCAGAGCGCAAGCCUACGCGGCCGCUGAACUCAUCGUCAACCCUCCUCGGCGAAAAGAGGAGAAUCUCAACACCAUAGACGACGCAGGCCACGUUUCUCAGAUCUCCCUUUCAGGGGAGCUCAGCGUACCAUCGCCUUCCGCCUCUCCUGAGACCCAACCCGUCACCGAGAUCACCAUCACAGAAACCCAAACCCCAGAUCCAGUUUCUGCUGAGUCUCCUGAAUCCUCCAAGCCCUCAAAACCGGACCCCCCAUCCGCUGAGGCCAGCGCGGCCCCACCUCCCCCCAUCCCCUUCCGCGACCCUACCUGGCUCGCGACCGAAAAUGCCUACCUCACCCUCUCCAUCACCUCCCUGAACGCCCUAACCCGCACGUACAACCUCAUGGCGCCCGACCUCGCCAAGAAACCCUACUUUUCCCUCCCCCGCGAGCUCGCCGCCUGCUACUCAGACGUCGCGCCGCAAAUCGCGAGCGCGAUUACCGAGCGUGCGUUAGCCCCUAAGCGGCCGACGGAUGAUGGGUUUGGGUUUGGAAAGGGUGCCGGGAUGGUGGAGCGAUUAACUGGGGGAGGCGUGAGGGUGAAGGAUGAGAGGCCCGGGAGGGCGUAUGGGUUUAAAGAGUUUUGGAGGGAUGUGUGGGGGAAGGAGGGGAGUGGGUAGUGUAUGAGGCUUGUGGUGAUGAUGAUGAUGAUGAGGAUGACGAUGAUCAUAAUAGCAAGUGAGUGCAUACGCUAGCGGACUGUUAUUUUUAUUAUACAGAGGUGUGUGUAUGUAUAUACAGUGUAAGAAUACCAAAAUCUACUCCAGUCAUGAGAAUCAUCCGUUUCCGUAACCAUAGUCGUAAAGUAUGUCGUGUCGUCGUACCCAAAGCGUUGUCCAUCCGGCGUCUUCAAAGCGUCAUUCAGCAAGUGGUAUCCGAGACGUACCAGUACCCCAUCCAACUUCCAUCAAUCAAUAAACACACCCUCUCUCCAAUCCUCACUCAC
Mytilinidion resinicola is the source of this 2050-nucleotide messenger RNA. RefSeq lists its product as uncharacterized. The record is from RefSeq and is a predicted model, not a curated record. Bases 42 to 1724 code for a protein of 560 amino acids. The transcript has a single exon. NCBI's taxonomy places the organism in Eukaryota, Fungi, Ascomycota, Dothideomycetes, Mytilinidiales, Mytilinidiaceae.